This is a messenger RNA of Aspergillus calidoustus, 870 nucleotides long. The record is from the annotation of a GenBank genome assembly. Lineage: Eukaryota; Fungi; Ascomycota; Eurotiomycetes; Eurotiales; Aspergillaceae.
AUGCCUCCCUCCGCCUCAGAAGCCAUCACCGGCGCCGCAGCCGCAGCCACGAGCGACGCUGAAAACCCCGCCUUCCUCAACACUCUCCCAGGCCCCAACCACGACUGGCGCCUAACCCUCAAAGACAAAGUCAUCGCCAUCACCGGCGCAAACCGGGGCAUCGGCCUCGCCAUCGCCGAAGUGUGUCUCGCAAAUGAAGCCUCCGCAGUAUACAGUCUCGACCUGUUUGAGCCGGGCGAGGAAUUCGCCGCGAUCCAAAAAGCCAACCCGAAGCGCCUGCACUAUAUCAACUGCAACGUCACCUCGGAGGAGAGCAUCACAUCUGCAAUUGAUGCUGUCGUGAGCGCGCAGGGCGCAAUCCACGGCUUCGUCGCGAACGCUGGAAUGACCAAGCACCAGCCGGCAUUGGAUUUCAGCCGCGCACAGAUCGAUCAAUUGUUCAACCUCAACGUCUUCGGCGCAUACUUCUGCGCAACAACCGUCGCGAAGAAAUUCAUCGAGCUUGGAAUCAAGGGCUCCAUUGUAUUCACCGCGUCCAUGACAUCCUACCGCCCCAACCGCGCUGCGCCCUCGGCGCCUUAUGGAGCUACCAAGGCUGCUGUGCGCAACAUGACGCAUACAUUGGCAAUGGAGUGGGCGAAGCAUGGGAUCCGUGUUAACUCGAUUUCCCCUGGGUUCAUCAAGACGGCCAUGACGUAUUUUGUUGACCAGGCGCCUGAUUGGGAUCUCAAGAUGCAGUACUACGGCGGCAUGCCGAGAUUGGCUGAGCCCAAGGAGCUGGGCGGUGCGUAUGUGUAUUUGCUUUCCGAUGGGGCGUCGUAUACGACGGGAAUUGACAUUCCCAUUGCUGGCAUUGUUGGAGCGUGGUAG